GCGAGCGCCCACGUCUGUCUGCGCGCUGAGCGCUGGUUCCUGCUUUCUCCGUCGUCGCCGCUGCCUGCAAGAGCGUUUGCACUUCUACCGAGCAUCUGAUUCAGCAUGCAAGAAGAGGCAAGGAGUGAGGACAAACAGAACUAAUGGGCCAUGAAGAUGUAAGCGUGUUCGAAGGCUGCCUCACAUACCACUCCAGGACAGAAUCAUGAAUAAACUGGAGGACAAGCAGGACCAGAUGAUACCAUGAAGAGAAGUUUACAGGUCCUCUAUUGCCAACUGUUUAGUGUUCUCUUUAUCUUGGCACUGACAGAAGAGCUGGUAUUUGCCACCCAGGAACCGUCUCCCAGGGUGUCACUUCAGAGCCCCCAGAUGGACACUACCCCUGUUGUUAUGGUGACAGUGCCCCUCAGCUCCACCACUGUGGUGGUGACAGCUCCCCAGACCAACAGUCACCCGCCGACAGAUGCUGCCCCGACUACUGUGGCAAAGAAACCCCCCCAUUCCAAGAAACACUCCCUAACAAACACCACUCCUGCCACCGUGGUGACAGCAACCCGCCGCCCACCACGGCCACCAGGUUCUUCGAGGAAGUCUGCUCGCCCUUUCCCACCUGCAGCUGGUGGUGGUGCCGGCCGGAAGGAGAUUCACCGGGCACGCAACCAGAGUGCCCUGCAUCUGGGGCAGACUCGUCCUCUUGGGAAGAUCUUUCAGAUUUACAAAGGCAAUUUCACAGAGCCCACAGAGCCUGGUUCCCAGAGAGAGCCCCAUCCCUCCACCCCCAGCUCAAAAAAUCCAAUUUCUAAUCACUCCUCUGAUUCUCCACGGCCCCAGGUCAUGGCUGCUACCACAGAGCCUGAUGGUGGAGUGUGGACACCACCUAUGGACAGAAUGAAAGGCCUCAGGCAGGCAGAAGAAGAGAGCAGCCCCUCCCAAAGCAGCCACAGAAGGGAGCCCAAUGCCCCAGUCAUGGCCACCGAGCUCCCCAAGCUCCGCGCUGAUCCAGAAACCACAACAGUGCCUUCUCAGCCCCUGCACAGUGACCUGUCACAGGAUGUCCCAAGACUCAGUGACUCCUGGCUCACCCUGACCCCAGGAACCAGCGUACCUUUGUUUGCCAGCCCUGGGGUCUCCACAGCCCCAGGGGGCUCUGUCCAGGCUGCCUUUAAUGUCAGUGUUUCAUCCCCAGUGGUGGGGAGCCCUCAGGGAGCUACUUCUACAACCCAGAGCCCCACAUUCCCUCCCAGGAGUCUCACCCCACUCUCCAGCAGUGCCCUUCCUACUGCUGAGGGGCACAUGAUCACGCCCACGGUUGCCAGCAGAGUACCCAGCCCCCUGUCUACAGUGGGCUCCACUGCUACAGGGAAUUUCCUCAACAGACUGGUCCCUGCAGGAACCUGGAAGCCUGGCAUGCCAGGGAACAUCUCCCAUGUCACUGAGGGGGACAAGCCCCAGCACAGAAGCACCAUCUGUCUGAGCAAGAUGGACAUUGUCUGGGUGAUCUUGGCCAUCAGUGUGCCCAUCUCCUCCUGCUCCGUCUUGCUGACGGUGUGUUGCAUGAGAAGGAAGAAGAAAACAUCAAACCCAGAAAACAACCUGAGUUAUUGGAACAAUGCUAUCACCAUGGACUACUUCAAUAGGCAUGCUGUGGAGCUGCCCAGGGAGAUCCAGUCCCUGGAAACUUCUGAGGACCAGCUCUCUGAGCCCCGCUCUCCAGCCAACGGAGAUUACAGAGGCAGUGGGAUUGUUCUUGUCAAUCCCUUCUGUCAAGAAACGCUGUUUGUAGGAAAUGACCAAGUGUCUGAGAUCUAACCUGCACCAGCCCGCUCGCGUUACAAUUCUGUGCUUUCCGUCUCUAAAUUAUAAAUACAUACAUAUAUUAUAAAUAUAACCUUUGUGUA
Molecule: messenger RNA, 1898 nt
Organism: Vombatus ursinus (common wombat)
Lineage: Eukaryota; Metazoa; Chordata; Mammalia; Diprotodontia; Vombatidae
Gene: TMEM108
Product: transmembrane protein 108
Exons: 7
Coding region: 244-1809 (521 amino acids)
Biological process (GO): postsynaptic density organization; retrograde axonal transport; dendrite extension
Cellular component (GO): postsynaptic density; early endosome; axon
Source: RefSeq, a predicted model, not a curated record